Hyaloscypha bicolor E is the source of this 1882-nucleotide messenger RNA. RefSeq lists its product as uncharacterized. The transcript has a single exon. Lineage: Eukaryota; Fungi; Ascomycota; Leotiomycetes; Helotiales; Hyaloscyphaceae. The coding region runs from base 225 to 1787 and encodes 520 amino acids. The record is from RefSeq and is a predicted model, not a curated record.
GCGGUGCGCGUCUGAGGUGUGAUGGCCGUGCGUGUGUGCUCGGCGCCCGCAUCAGACCCCCUCCUCAGCGCUUCAACGAGUCCGGCCCACCAACAGAUCGGAAGUACCUUGAUGCAGGUAUUUUUGCCCCCUUUUGUUUGCCCGCAGCUUCUAGAAAUACCCGUCACACCGCGCCUAAAGUGGUGCCGUCGCUUGCAUAGUCGCAUUGUCAACUCAUCACCUGCAUGAGCCCUCUUGUUUGGCGACUUCCCCACCAAGGCCACAGGGCUAUCCGGGGCCGUGGAUCAAAGGCUUCAAUCAUACAAAAGCCGUCGAUCGCCUCUUUGUACCCUCCCACUCUAUUACUGUAUCGGUCUCUCUCCACGGCCUCAGUGUCUGCCAUUCCACUAUUGAUAUCUCUUGUCCUAGAUCCCAGGUCUGGUCUUGAGUGGAACACUCUUAUUACCCACAGACACUGCGACUCGAGACGAUCCGCUGGGCGGGUCUCUGGUGCUUGGCUCCCUAUCAUGCUAGCUUCUGUUCAAACAUAUCCGUUAGUCACGAUGUCGUUGGAUUCUUCACCACGGUCGUCUUCUCCUCCCAAGCGGCCACGGCUUUCUCUUCAAAUCAAGGCUCCAGCCAUACCUCAGACCCUCGGGAAGUCAACGUCUGCGUUGAAAGGAGAUAUUGACCCGACAUCACCUACCGCCUUUAAUACACUCUCAAAUGCGUACGCCGCUGCCAUCGAGAACGCUUCUCCCCGGACCGCGAAUCCUAAGCUCCUAGAUACAAAAUUGAAGCCCACCUCGCUACGGCUUGAGACCUCAAACUUCAGCGGCAAUAAGAGUUAUAUCCACCCUUCUCAACGCACACAGACACCUGGUCCAUUUUCAAUCACCUAUCCCGAUACUCCCUUGUCGGCAUUCCCAGGCCAGACCACUGCCACCACUCUACCAGAUGGCGAUCCAAAACUUCCUGCAACUGCAACUGCAACUGCAACCGCAUUCACAUUUACACCUCCACAAUCUGCAGGUUCUGAUCACCAAGCUCAACCAAAAGUUUUCACAUUUGCAGCCCAAUCUCCCAACAGAUCAGUUCCAAGCACACCUCGCACGCCUCGACGAAGGAUGACAAUUGGCAACUCGUCCCUGGCCGCUCCCUACACCCACCCUCGAGCUUUACACAGCAUCCUCCGCAACUCACCCCUACCUCCACGCUCUUCGGUCACACCCGCCACCCCGAGUAGAGUCUCGAUGCGGCUAGCAGCAAAGGCUAACAAAAAAGUGGGAUAUAACGACCCGUUGGAGCAAACCAUUACAACAAAUAAAUAUGUCAAAUCGCAUAUCGAUCUCCUCGCCGAAGACUCGCCCUUUUCCGCAGAGCAGGAGGCAGAUCCCCAGACGACACAGACUCUGGAAUUUGCAAUGACAUAUACAGGGGAUGAGACUCGAGAUGGAGGUCAAACACCAGGCCCAUUUGAAGAAAUGAGAAGGAAAAUGGCUGAAAGUGGACUGGAUACUCCUGGAUCGCGGAAACGCAAGAGGAGAGAAAAGAAGAGGAAGUGGGAAUGGACAAUCAAUACUACGGAAAUGGAUGGGGAUGAUGAAGGCAAGACACCACUAACUGCCGUGCGGAGGACACCAAUAACUGCAGUACGGCGAGGUGCAUCUGUGUCAGAGGGAUCGGAGACGGAAAUGUCAGAAGCUGAACCACGAUUCGUGCCUUCUGAAGCUGAAGACACUGAGAUGUCGGAGGCUGAUGAGGGUUCUGUUCAAUCAGAACCUACGAGGCCAUCCACCUCGUUGUAAAAUUAGUUUUGGUAUAAUGGGCCGGUGAAUCUGCCUCUCAGGUAUUCUAUUGGGGUCAAACCAAAUAAUAAAAACGGAAUUUGCACAGUUUGCUG